Messenger RNA from Spinacia oleracea (spinach), 510 nucleotides. RefSeq lists its product as uncharacterized. The transcript is spliced from 2 exons. Bases 1 to 510 code for a protein of 169 amino acids. NCBI's taxonomy places the organism in Eukaryota, Viridiplantae, Streptophyta, Magnoliopsida, Caryophyllales, Amaranthaceae. The record is from RefSeq and is a predicted model, not a curated record.
AUGGCACUUGGCUCAAGGAACAAGCUUGGAUAUAUUGAUGGAAAGAUCAAGAAGCCAAAUCAGGGGCAUGCAGAUUUUGGUAAAUGGUACAGAAAUGAUAAUGCUGUGAGAGGAUGGAUUUUGGCUUCAAUGACAACAAACCUUGCAGAGAGUCUCAUAUACCUUGAAACUUCCAAGGAUUUGUGGGACGAAGUCAAGGAAAGGUAUGGUCAAACAAAUGCCCCCCUCUUGUAUCAGCUGAAGAAAGAGUUGAGUGAUUUGAAGCAAGAAAAUCAGGCUGUUGGGAAUUUUUACUGCAAGCUGAAGAAUUUAUGGGAUCAUAUAUCUUCUAUUGAAGGUAUGCUUGAGUGCACAUGUGGAGCAAUGAGUAAAUGCACUUGUAACAUGAUGAAAAAAUUGGCAGAUGCAGAAUCUCUGAACAAACUGAUACAGUUUCUAAUGGCUCUCAAUGAGGGGCUUUCCACCUUGUUCAGCAGCAAGAGAAACAAAAGGAAAUCACUGGUAACAUGA